Messenger RNA from Stereum hirsutum FP-91666 SS1, 897 nucleotides. RefSeq lists its product as uncharacterized. The record is from RefSeq and is a predicted model, not a curated record. Gene Ontology annotation, molecular function: 3'-5' exonuclease activity; nucleic acid binding. The transcript has 4 exons. The annotation marks the transcript as partial. NCBI's taxonomy places the organism in Eukaryota, Fungi, Basidiomycota, Agaricomycetes, Russulales, Stereaceae. Gene Ontology annotation, cellular component: nucleus. Gene Ontology annotation, biological process: rRNA processing.
CAAAUAAAUGACACUGACUCUAAACAAGGUGGUGCGCCAAAGAAAUACCUCGCCGUUGAUUGUGAGAUGGUAGGUGUUGGUCCGAACGGGAGCGAGAGUUCUUUGGCGCGAGUGAGUUUGGUGGAUUGGAACGGGGCGGUGGUGCUGGAUGAGUUUGUGAGACAGAAGGAGAGGGUGACGGAUUGGAGGACGCAGUGGAGUGGGAUUAGAGAGAAGGACAUGACUCAUGCCACAUCGUUUGAGGAAGUGCAGACGAAGGUGGCAGAUAUCAUCAAAGAUCGUAUACUCAUCGGACAUGCUAUACAUAACGACUUGAAGGCCCUUCUACUCUCGCAUCCCCGCAAUCUCACCCGCGACACCCAACACCUAGCACACAAAAACGGCCAAUCCCGUGGCUCAAGACCAGCCUUGCGAAAUCUCGUCCGUGAUAUGUUCGCCGUUCCGAUUCAGGGAGGGGAACACAGCUCUGUCACCGAUGCCCGCGCCACAAUGGCAAUCUACCGCCUCCAUCGCAAACAAUGGGAGCAGGCAUAUUCCGUCGUUCCCAUCCGCGUUCGUACCGCACCCUCCCAACCCACAGCAUCUUCCCAAUCUACCACCUCUGACACACCAACAUCCAACUCAACGUCGAAGAAACGAUCCAGACAAUUCGGGGACGACGACUCUGAUGUCGAUUCGGAUACUAAUACGAAAAAGAAAGAAAAGUUCCCCGGAGGUGGACGCAAAGGCGUGUCUUCAGGUCUGUCGGUGGUCGUCAAACGAGGUAAAGGUGUAACUGUGAAGGGAGGAAAAGGAGGCGGCGGUGGUGGGGACACGGGCGCUGAAAAGGCGAAGUGGUGGAAGGAACUUGGGAGCGGGAGUGCUGGAUCGAAGGGGAGUUUUCGAGUGACGAAGUGA